Messenger RNA from Annulohypoxylon maeteangense, 1572 nucleotides. Its product is annotated as MFS general substrate transporter. Lineage: Eukaryota; Fungi; Ascomycota; Sordariomycetes; Xylariales; Hypoxylaceae. The record is from RefSeq and is a predicted model, not a curated record. The coding region runs from base 1 to 1572 and encodes 523 amino acids. The transcript is spliced from 5 exons. Gene Ontology annotation, molecular function: transmembrane transporter activity. Gene Ontology annotation, biological process: transmembrane transport. Gene Ontology annotation, cellular component: membrane.
AUGGAUUCGAAAAUAUCCGAGAAGAAUGAGGCCUCGGUCGCUAAGAGCCCAGUUGACAUCGAGCAUGGAACUGGCCUCGACUUACCAAAACAAAAUGCACUACAGCGUCUAAUCCACCGGCGAAAUGAUCUCAAUCAGCUGGGUAAAGAUAUGCUACAGGAGUCGCUUCAAUAUGAUAGAGCCCAACUUGAAGCAGACGCCGUUAAAGUUCGAUGGAAGCUAGAUCUUCUGGUGCUUCCAAUGAUGAUGACCACAUAUAUGUUGUCGUUCCUCGAUAAGCAAACUCUGAACUACUCCAAUGCAUACGGUUUGCAGCACGAUACAAAAAUGACGGGCGAUGAUUACUCGUGGGUUGCUUCCGCAUUGUACUUUGGCUGGCUCUGCGGAGCUUGGCCGUGGAAUAUGUUGCUACAGCGCAUUGCCAUUGGGAAAUUAGUGGGCAGUAUGCUGUUCGUCUGGGGAAUCGUGUGCAUGCUGCAAGCCACUGUGUUCAAUUUCAGUGGCUUUUUUGCCGUUCGCUUCUUUUUAGGCCUGCUCGAGGCCUGUAUCUCACCUGCAUGGGUUCUCCUAACUUCGAUGCUUUGGACGAGAAAGGAGCAGACGAUGCGUAGCUCCAUUUGGCUGUGCACGAAUGGUGUCUCAAAUAUCCUAGGGUCGCUUUUGGCUUAUGCUUCGGGCUCAGCUGAAGGAUUAUCGAUAGCUCAAUGGAAGCUGAUCUUCUUGAUCGUCGGCACCCUUACCUUCAUAUGGGGCUUCGUUAUCAUACUUUACCUUCCCGACGGACCGCAUAACGCGAAGAUGUUAACGGAGUACGAACGUGUCGUUGCUGUUUGGCGCGUCUCCGAAAACCAGAUCGGUCUAAAGGAUUCGACAAUCAGACCAUACCAGAUUAAAGAGGCCGUAUUAGAUGGGAAAUGUUACUUAUUAUGGAUGACAUCAAUAGCACUAGGGCUACUCAAUGGCGCUGUGACCAACUUCAUGUCGUCUAUCAUCAAGGGCUUUAAUUUUGACGCACUUAGGGCAUCUUUGCUUCAAGCUCCCGGAGGAGGGUUCGAAAUCAUCUUCUGUCUUUUGAUAGGACGACUCUCGCAACUUCCUAACAUGGUCGGUAUCUCGAUUAUGGUCGGUUGCUUACCUGGUAUGGCUGGACUCAUCGGUAUCCUGACUAUUGGCAUCGAGCACCGGUAUGCGCUUGUUGCUAUGUGCUGGCUGCAGAAUGUAGUUGGCUCGCCUAUUAUACUGAAUUGGACAGUACCCGGGCUCAACAUAGCUGGGCAUACUAAGAGAAGUGUUGUUAUGGGUAUCUAUUUUUUCUGCUUCGUCGUCGGAAACAUUAUUGGCCCGCACCUCUUUCUAUCCAGCGAAGUACCGAGAUAUCCAACGGCGAUCAAGGGGUUACUCGGCACGUAUUGUGCUGCGAUCGCACUCCAAGGGUUGUACACUCUCUGGUGUUGGGUUGAUAACCGACAGCGCGACAAAUUGGGCCAACAUGUCGAGGUAGAGGAAGAGCUGUUGGAGGGUUUUGACGAUUUAACGGACAAGCAGAAUAAGCAUUUUAGGUACAGGCUCUAG